UCCUCCGCCCCAGCUUCCGCGUCGCAGCUCCGGGAGCAGGAGCGCGAGCGGUGCCGGAGUCCUGUCCCUCUGCGGGGCGGGAGCCAGAGCUGGGGGUCGGGGUCAGACCGGGAGCCUGGGGUGAAGCGGCGGGCGCUGACUGCCUGCGAGAUGGACGGGACAGAAGGCAAUGCUGGGCAACCGGGCCCCGCUGAGCGUUCCCAUCGAAGCAGCGUGUCCUCCGUGGGAGCUCGAGUGGCCGACGUGCUGGUAUACCUGGCGGAUGACACAGUGCUGCCCCUAGCCGUGGAGAACCUGCCGUCGCUCAGUGCCCAUGAGCUGCACCGGGCUGUCCGUGAGGUCCUGCAGCUCCCAGACAUCGCCCUGGAUGCCUUCGCACUCUGGCUUGUGUCCCCUCUGCUGGAGGUGCAGCUGAAGCCCAAGCACCAGCCCUACAAGCUGGGCCGCCAGUGGCCCGAACUGCUGCUGCGUUUCACUGACGCCUCCGACGACGACGUGGCCGUGGAUGAGCCUUCCCUGCAGUUCCGAAGGAACGUGUUUUUCCCAAAGCGGCGGGAGCUCCAGAUCCAUGACGAGGAGGUCCUGCGGCUGCUCUAUGAGGAGGCCAAAGGCAACGUGCUGGCCGCACGGUACCCGUGCGACGUGGAGGACUGUGAGGCCCUGGGCGCCCUGGUGUGCCGUGUGCAGCUCGGGCCCUACCAGCCAGGCCAACCCACUGCCUGCGCCCUGAGGGAGAAGCUGGACUCCUUCCUCCCCGCCCACCUCUGCAAGCGGGGCCAGGGGCUCUUUGCUGCCUUCCGGGGCCGAGGGGCCAAGGCGGCGACAGGCGAGCAGGGCCUGCUGAACGCCUACUGCCGAGUGAAGGAGGCGGUCGGCGCUGACGGCGAGCGUGGGGCCUCCCUGAGCCCCCACUACCGCGCCUACCUCCUCAAGAGCCACGAGCUGCCAUUUUACGGGUGUGCCUUCUUCCACGGCGAGGUUGACAAGCCAGCCCAGGGCUUUUUGCACCGGGGUGGGCGGAAGCCAGUGGCUGUGGCCAUCAGUCUGGAGGGCGUGCACGUCAUUGACAGCAGGGAGAAGCACGUCCUGCUGGGCCUGCGCUUCCAGGAGCUGUCGUGGGACCACACCUCCCCCGAGGAGGAGGAGUCUGUCCUGUGGCUAGAGUUCGAUGGGGACAACGAGGGCACACCGGUCAACAGGCUCCUCAAGAUCUACUCCAAGCAGCCCCGGGCCCUCUGUCCCCACUGGCUGCCCACCUGUUCUCCAGCCCACUGCCCGCCCUUCUUGUGCAGUCUCUCGGCUGAGCUGAUGAGCGGCCUCAUUGAGUACUGCAUUGAGCUGAACCAGACUUCAGAGCCUGCCGCCCCCCAGGAGAAUGUGCCCGGCCCCGCCGCCGGCUCCCCACUGCCUCCUGCUCAGCGCCCACCGCUGCGGAGACAGGGCAGCGUGAUGUGCAGCCGCCUCCAGCAUCUCUCCACCAUCGACUACGUGGAGGAAGGUCAGCAGAUCAAGCGGGUGAAGCCAAAGCGCACCGCGUCCUUCUUCAGCCGGCAGCUCUCCACGGGCCAGGGGAGCUACACCGCGGUGCAGCCCACCGACAGCCUGGAGCAGGGCUGAGGGCAGCGGCGCCGGGCGGGGGGAAGGCACAGGGGGAGGCUCCCCUGGACCUGGCCCCGCAUUCUUCUCCCAGAGGGGCAGGACCAGGCUGCGGCUCUGGUGUUGGGCAGGAGGGCUGCCUCGAGAGGCUACAAGUGGCUUCUGGGCCUGUGAUGGCACACGGGCCGCGCAGGGCUGGCAGGGUCCUUCUUGCAGCCUGCCUGCCCUUCCCCAGGACUCAGCCCCACGGCUGUCUCAGGACCAUCUGAGGAGGCUCUGGCCACCUCCUCCCAGCCAGGGACUUGCCCUUGUGCCCCUCUCAAGAUGGACAGUGUCCCCUGCUCUGACGUCCUCGGUGGCAGCGCUGACGGCAGGGGGCCAAUGAAUAGGGUUUGGGACCUGUAGGUCCAGUGUGUGUCUUUGGUCUUUUCCCCGGACUUUGGUGACCACAUCCCCGUGUUGCUUCUGCCGCAUUCCACGCACGCUGCCAGUCUGGGCACGGCCCUGUGGGGUGGGAAGGAGGCCUCCCUGGAUUGACCCACCACAGAUACAGACAGGGUGAAAACACCCCCCCACCCCACCCCACCCCGCUCAUCCCCUCUCUGGUUGGAUGGAACUGGAGGGAGCCAGGCAGGGCCUGGCUCGGGGAGCACUCUGUGCCCCUCCCUUGGGCCUCGUAGGCAGGACACAUUCUGACCGGAAGGAAAGUGCCUUUUUGCCAGCCUUUGGGGACAACACUGUGCCGGGAGGUGGCUGUCCUGUCCUGUGGACCAACACGCCCACCAGACCCACACUCCACACUCGGAGAGGCUCCAAAACCAGCCCGGGCUUCAGGUUUUCGUUCUGCUCUUUUUUCAUCUGCUUCGGUUCCACAAAGCCUGGGAACUCUGGGGUAACUUGAGGACGAUGCCCCCACCCGCCUCAGGGCUGCCGGCUCUCCCUCAAGAUGGCACUGUGGUGUCCGUCUGCCCGACCCCGGCAUGUUCCCUGCGAGCUGGUCUCUCCUUCCAGGGACAUUGUAGGGAGGCCGGAUCUGGUGCUGGGCAUGGUUUUUCCCCUGCUUCACCCUCCUGGCUUCUCCCCGAGGAGCCAGCCUGGAGGAGGGCCUUCCCAGCCCCGCUUCCUCCAAGGUGGGUCUGUGGCCCUCACUCGCUUCCGGAGACCUUGCACAGGGCACCGGGCGCUGCCUUGUCCCCCUUCCCCUGGAGAGCCUUGGCAGAGGAAGUGCAAACUGGCCCCCAGGGUCAGAGCCUGCUCCCUCCUCUUCCUUUUGGUGACUUUUGAGCUUUCCCAAUGUUCCGAGGUGGGCUUGCCUCCCCGCAGUAGGGACUCUGUUGUUUGUUACCAUAAAUAGUGUCCCCAGCCUUUUGGAAUGCCCCCCCAGGCCAUCUUGUCUCCCCUCCUGGAGUCACUGGACUGGACCGGCCGCCCAGCCUGCCUGGCACCCAGCCCCCGGGUUCUCUCCUCCCACUCACUGUUUUGACCCAGGUGAAUGUUUAUCUGCUGGGUUGAGGGCUGGGGGGGCGGGCGUGGACGCACAUUACUUGUUUUUACUCUUCAGUCUCUCCGCUGUUCUCUGAGCAUCCCUUGUGUGUCUUGACCUUUUCUGCCUGCCCUUUGGGACAAAGCAGUAUUUUACCAAGUGCCCUUUGAAUAUUCUCAUUCUUUUGUAUCACAUGACUUCUUAAUAAUAAAAUAAAUUUCCAGCAAA
This is a messenger RNA of Ailuropoda melanoleuca (giant panda), 3307 nucleotides long. It is a transcript of the gene FRMD8, whose product is annotated as FERM domain containing 8. Bases 151 to 1617 code for a protein of 488 amino acids. Gene Ontology annotation, biological process: negative regulation of canonical Wnt signaling pathway. The record is from RefSeq and is a predicted model, not a curated record. The transcript is spliced from 12 exons. NCBI's taxonomy places the organism in Eukaryota, Metazoa, Chordata, Mammalia, Carnivora, Ursidae. Gene Ontology annotation, cellular component: cytoskeleton; plasma membrane.